This is a messenger RNA of Styela clava, 6619 nucleotides long. RefSeq names its product C3 and PZP-like alpha-2-macroglobulin domain-containing protein 8. Gene Ontology annotation, cellular component: extracellular region. Gene Ontology annotation, molecular function: endopeptidase inhibitor activity; protein binding. The record is from RefSeq and is a predicted model, not a curated record. NCBI's taxonomy places the organism in Eukaryota, Metazoa, Chordata, Ascidiacea, Stolidobranchia, Styelidae.
UCACAGGAGAAACAAGUGGUAUUGUAUUGUACUUUUGCGAACAAAUAAUACAAGUUUUAUAUACAAAUUGUAACCGAAUAUUACACUUUUAUUUGCAUAGGCUUGUCGAUCAUGCUCUGUUUUUACGUGUUCGAAGAUAUUGCGGUUUACGAUGAAAUUGAAUAUUGUUUUCUAUUACCAAUCGAAACAGAAAUAGGUUCUUGCUAGGGUUGAACGUGCAGUCCACAAACUUCUGACUUCAUCGCGUAAAAAUAGGGCUGACUGAACCAUAAGAGACAGAUCGCUUUUCGUCUGCGAGUAAAAAGUGACCGGAUAGACGCUGAUAAAUAGGGUUUGAGGUGGUGAGGCGUCAUCGUUUUGCGUCUGUUGUUGUACCUGGAACUCGAAGGAGUAGUUUUCUUUGGUGAUGUUGGAGAAUUAGGUUAUAAAGAACAAUUUUAAAACGCAGAUACAUUUAUCUGUAGUAACUCUUCAGCGAGAAAUUAUACAUUCAUAGUGAACUGCGUUAGCUGGCAUUCAAAUCCGAUUAGAUCUUGUUUUAGAUAUGUUCUAUAUUAAAUAUUUGACGAAACAUUUUUUUAAUUUCAGCUGACUAAAAUUUAUUUUAUAUUAAAUAUCAAUCGUUUUAACGCGAAAUGAAUAGAUAAAGAAGUUUGAAGAAAAAGAGAAUAUAAAAUUUAUUUUUUCUGGCACAAACGCCAAACUUUUGUUACAACUAAAGGACUAAAUAUUUAUUAUUGAAAAUAUGAAUAUCGUCGGUGGUCGAAGAGUUCGAUUAGAACUAUUGUUGUCAUUAAUUUUAUUGUUAUUUAUAUCAAAUAUUUCUUCACAGAAACCAAGUUCGCAAAGGGGAUAUCUCAUUCUGGCUCCUGCGAUUUUUCGAUCUGGCGUUAAUCAAACUAUAAGUAUACGGAUAUUUGGCGAACACGAGCCCGUACCUGUAAAAGCAACAAUAGUUGAUUGGCGAGGUCAGUCAAUCAUAACAUCGGAAAUUUCAAGUAUUAAAGAUAACGGAGUAAUAACUUUCCAGAUACCAAAAGGUAUAGAAGGGAAGGCAAUGUUGGAAGUUUGUGGAAAUUGCCAUCAGCAUGCAACAUUUCGUUUUCAAAAUUCAACAACAAUAACAAUUAUUAACAAAGGAACUUCUGCUUUCAUUCAAACUGAUAAACCGCUGUAUAAACCUUCUCAGCGAGUGAACAUCAAUGUGUACACUAUUGAUCGUGAUCUACGACCGGUGUCUGACAAUGUCACGAUUUAUUUGAAGGGACCAAGUGACGUGAAAAUAAUCGAAUGGAGGGAUUUAACUCCGGCAUGCUGUGGAACUGUUAAUGUUUCAUUUCCACUGUCGGAUCAACCACUACUGGGAGAAUGGACUGUGUUUGCAGAACUACAAGGAAAUCUAUAUAACACCACAUUUGAAGUGGGAAAAUAUGUUCUUCCAAAAUUUGACGUCACCAUCACUCCUCCCACAACAUUUAGAGACUUUUCCAUUUGCGAAGAAGCAAUUGUAACUGCAAAAUAUACAUUUGGUAAACCGGUCAGAGGGACUCUUCACGUGAAUAUGACAGUUACUGGUCUAGGAUACUUCGUGCGAGAUUUGGAUAGAGGAAACACCAUUGUGCAGUCAAUGCCGUUUCAUGGAGAGUCGCGAUUUGCAAUAUGUCUCCAGGAUAAUUUGCGCCGCAGAGUUUUGAAUAGGCACUUUCGUGGAAAUCUUGCAAUAUGGGCCACCGUUAUUAGCGAUGAUGGAUCGAGUUUUUCAGCAUAUGAUGAUACAACAAUAGUGUCAAGAAAUUUCGUUGAGCUAGAAUUUACUGCAAAUACCAGAAAACAUUUUAAACAUGGAAUUCCUUUCAAAGGACAGAUUUUUGCGAGCUAUCUGAAUGGUACAGGCGCAAAAGAUAUUUUAAUUGAACUCAAAGUGAAAGAUAAUCAAGAAACCUUUAUGACCCAGGAACUGAUAUCUCCGACCGACGGCAUCAUAACAUUUACCAUUCCUGCUCUGCCGCAAACGACGAAAUUUUUGUGGCUUGAAGCUCGCGCGAUUGCCAUAGAUGGCGCAUACACAGACCGACACCAGUAUUUAGCGGUGUACCAUGAUCUUUAUAGUUGGCACUCUCCUAGUGAAUGCCAUUUGUUGAUUGAGAGUCCAGACGAAUACUUGCAGGUUAACCAACAUACAUCAAUUAUGGUAAAAUCGACGUGCACCUGUGAUUUCACGCUCUAUUACGAGUUCUUGUCGCGAGGUGAAAUCGUGUUAUCUGAUUCCUUUCAAGUGAAUGACAGUAAUAGCCAUCGAAUUGAGGAACGCAGACGUAGGUCGGCAAAUUUUAAAAGACCAAUCGAACACAAGAAACGACAUGCAGAAAUGGGUUUAUGCCACACAUCUAUUCAAUUUAUACCGACGGCAAACAUGGGGCCUUUAUCAAAAUUGGUCGCAUAUUAUGUACUGCCAACUGGGGAGGGUAUCGCUGAUAGCAUUCACCUACCAAUAGAGUCUAUUUUGGAAAACGAGGUCACGAUAAGCACGUCAAAAACACAACUUGCCCCAGGACAAUCGGUCGACGUAACUAUAAAAACUACCAAAGACACUUGCGUAUGUUUUGGUGCAACUGAUAAAAGUCUCCACCUUAUUUCGCCUGACUAUUUGUUAACCAAAGAUGAGAUAUUCGAAGAAAUAUAUUCAUACGACAUGGACAAUUUACCAUUUGAAGAUGAAGGUUUUCGACCAUCAAAACUUGGCAGAAGACGGAAAAGAUCAGCACAUGGACGUCAACAAUUGACCAGCAGAGAUUCGCUCUACGCUUUUCUGGAAACGGGUCUUGUUGUUAUGACGGACGUCGUAACUUUGAAACACAAACAGGACGUUCAAGUGUUUUCACAGCUGAGUCGGCAAGCACUAAUGCAAUCUCCGCCAGCAAAAAUUAAAUCCAGAAAGCGUCGAAAACUGCGAUCGUUCUUCCCCGAGACCUGGUAUUGGAAGUGCUUCACAGUAAGUUCCAGUGAAGAAAACACCAUCACACUCAAAGUUCCAGAUACUGUUACUUCGUGGGUUCUUAACGCAGUCGGCACAAAUCCUAACAAUGGGAUAGGAGUAGCUGAAAAUAUCGAAAUACAAGCCGUUAAACCAUUCUUUGUGGAUUUCAAUUUGCCUUACUCGGCUAUACGUGGCGAAAACAUGGAAGUUCCAGUUACUUUACACAACUAUCUCGAUGUGUGUACCGAGGUUCGUUUAACUUUUGCUGUUCCUGCUGGGGCAACAUUGGAGGGUGAAACUUCUGAUCGGGCGAGCAAGAAAACAAAGUAUUUAUGCAUAGAUCGACAAUCAUCUUUGGUUACCAAGUUUAAAGUAGGCUUCAGCAAUCUCGGGAGUUCAAAGAUCCUCGCUGUUGCGGACGCAAUGGGAGGUCCGAAUCGUUGUUGUAACGCAGAUAAUCGCAUGAUCGCAAAAUGGAAAGAAACAGAUACUAUCAACAUAGAUCUCACGGAAGAGAAUGUUGUGGGUAACGAUGCGUUAAUAAAGAGCAUACUGGUGGAGCCGGAGGGAGAUCUUCGAGAAUAUACGCACAGCGUGUUUUUCUGUCCGAAUGAAAGGUUGAAUAUCACAACACAGCCCGGAACUACGCAUUUUGUGAAAUUUCCCAACAAGAAAAGCGGCUUCAACUUCAUGACUAAAGCACAAAGCAGCGUGCAUAUCGCGCUCACUACCGAUGAGGAAAUAUCGGUUUCUUCGUACGAAAUAAUCUUGGGAGGUCAAGGAAAUAUGAUAUCUUGGAUUCAGAAAAACGGUGAAAUUUUGGCAUCGACGUCGACGAAAAACAUAUUACGUGACAAAGAAUUUAGAUCGUUUUGGGUUCAGUGGUCCCAUACAAACAUAACGGUUGGUUACGGUAUGGAAGAAUCAGAAGUCUCUCAAUUUCUCUUUUUGAGAAUAGAAAAUAUAAACGUUAAAUAUGUUGGAUUGGCAACGAAUGGUCAAUCAGCAGCAGAAUUCAGGUUGUGGUCAACUGGAGAUCAUCCCGAAGGAAGCUUUAGAGAAGUAUUUCAACUUGACGUUCCAAGUUAUGCAGUUCCGGGAUCAAUACGAGGACAUGCAACAGUAAUUGGAGAUGUGAUGGGACCGACGCUUAGAAAUUUGAAUAAUUUGUUGAAACUUCCAUAUGGAUGUGGAGAACAAAACAUGAUUAAUUUUGCUCCGAAUAUCUACGUUAUGAAAUACUUGAAGUUGACAAAUCAAUUGACUGGUGAUAUAAAGAACCAGGCUCUGGAAUACCUCGUACAAGGGUAUCAGAGGCAACUGACGUAUAGAAGAAGAAGUGGCUCAUACAGCGCAUUCGGUGAACGCGAUCACUACGGGAGUAUGUGGCUCACUGCGUUUGUACUGAAGUCGUAUGCAGCGGCAAGGGAGUUCAUAUUUAUCGACGAAAAAGAAAUACUAAAACCGAUGAACUGGAUUCUAAAUCAUCAACUCGAUGAUGGAUCGUUCCCGGCAUACGGAAAAAUAUUAAACAAGGAUGCACAAGCUGGAAACAACCGCAAAGUUGCUUUGACAGCCUAUGUCGUCAUCGCAUUGUUGGAAACAGAAGCGGAUAACCAGAAACGGGAAGAAUCUAUUGCAAAAGCGCUCAACUACCUGGAGGGUAUGUUUUAUAGUUAUGAAGAUCCAUACACUGCGGCACUAACUGCAUAUGCACUGACCUUGGGGAAAAGCCCUUUCGCCGAUGAAGCAAGAAUGAUACUGAUGGACAUGUCCAUUCAAACAAUGACCGGUAGUUAUCGGCAUUGGUCCCUAAAAGGACACGUAGAUGUCGCUGAUAUUCAUCCAGCUGAUGCUUUAUUUAAAAUGCUAGGAGAUUCAGUUAAACAAACAGUCGCAUCGGCGGAAAUUGAGUUGGCAUCCUACGCUCUACUUGCCUUCACUUUGACACAAGAUGUUCCUUCAGCAUUACCUAUCGUCAAGUGGAUUUCAAAGCAAAGAAAUGCUCAAGGUGGCUUCAUAUCAACUCAAGAUACCUGCACUGCAUUGCAAGCUCUUUCAUCCUAUGCAACUUAUUCAUACAUUGGAGGAAUACACCUUAACGUUACGUUGGAAGGCCCUGACUACGCUUGGAACGUAAUAUUAAACGACACAAACAGUGAAAUAUUACAAAGAGGGGAAAUUCCGCCUCUUGGACCAACUCCAAUUCCUGUAUUCCUGAACGCGAGUGGAGAUGGAUGUGCGCUUUUGCAGAUACACGUUCUCUACAACAUACCCAAACCAGACGACAAAAAAGAAUUUGCACUGAGCGUUGUUAUGGCGAAUAAUCUGGAAAACAUAAAUCCAUCCAGCAUAUUAAAGAAAAAGAGGGAUUCAGGAGAGCCUGUAAGACCAGCACUGGUCGAAAUUCGCUCAAACACUGAAAGUGCGGUGUUGGAAGAAGAUACGGAUAUCGAAAAAAUAGCUCAUAUGAAAAUAUGUGGAAGAUGGCUAAAUGAUGGAUCUUCGAAUAUGGCAGUUUUGGAAGUCCCGCUUUUAACGGGUUACGUUCCCGACACUGAAAGUCUAAACGAGGCUUUGUCAAACAGAAGUAGAAGUUUGAAACGCUAUGAAGUGGAAAAUUCGAAAAUUGUUUUCUAUUUCGACGAGAUUUCAAGUGUUUGUAAAACAUGUGUAACCUUUCGAAUUCAAAGAGAAGUCGAUGUUGAAAAUCUGUCUUCCAAGAUUGUCAAGAUUUAUGAUUAUUAUGAACCCGGAUAUGAAUCAUCUCUAGAAUACAACCAACAUGAAGAGGGAGAGGUUUAUACUAUCGAACACGACGAUAGAUUUCCGGAAUGUAAAUGUUAUCAAGAAUGUGGGUACCAGGGACCUCGUGUCUGCGGCAACGACGGAGUUAUGUACGAAAAUUUGUGUAGAAUGCAAGUUACAUCAUGUGAAACCCACAAGAGUAUAAAUCAGGAGAUUGAUUCGUUUUGCGAGGAACGCGGAAUGUCUGUGACGUUGGAGCCCCCACUGGAAGUGCCAGAUGAACCUUAUAUUCAUGAAUAUGAGCCCGGGGUCAACUACAGUGAUUUUCUUUAUGUGAAUCCUGAAGAUUACUUCGUGGAUAAAACAUUCUCAUAUGAUAACUAUUGAGACAAGGGGCAAAGAUGAAGAUAAACCUUGAAUUGAUUGAUAUUCACUUUGAUAGUUCUAUAACUCAAUAUUGUCAACUUUAUUUUGAAUACGUGUAUAUAUUUAUUACCAUUUUAACUUUGUCAUUUUUGGAGGUAUGAAGUCAACAACAACUUUUCCCUUUACAUUAAUUUAUGUUUUUAAAGAAUAUAACAAAGCGAACAUGUCACAAUAUACGCCAAGAGUCUAUAUCAAUAUUCUACGUCAAAUAUGUUAAUCUUUAUAUUUCAAAGCUAUCAUUUUCGUUGCAUUUCUGAUUCUGUAACUACAGCCUAUUGUAGCUAGUAAAUUGUACUUAUCAGAGAUAAAACAGCUUACAUUUGUGUCUGAAGAUUUGUACAUAGUAUAUGGCUACUGAAUUGUGCUCCAGCCGUAGCGUCAGGCACUCGCCAAAUAAAUGAAUUUUGUUCAGUCAGUUUUUUGCUUUUAUACAUUUUUAUUAUUGUCAGUUCCUUGAAAUUGCUUUUG